CAGCAACAGCAGCGGCGGAGGAGAUGGAGAUGGAUUGCUGAUAUCUGCCUUUCCCGUUUCCCGUUUCCUUUUUUUUCCGCCCGGCUGACGUCAUGCUCCGCGUCUCUCCAUAGUUUUAGCCGAACAAAAUGAGGAUUUCUUGCCAUCAGCUUUUACUGAUAUUUUCCUGCGUCCGCGGACUCGCCAUGGGGGCUUUUCCGAGCAGCGUUCAAAUCGGCGGGUUGUUCAUCAGAAACACAGAUCAGGAGUACACUGCCUUUCGCUUGGCUAUAUUUCUGCACAACACAAGCCCCAAUGCAUCAGAGGCGCCCUUUAACCUGGUGCCUCACGUGGACAACAUCGAGACAGCUAACAGCUUCGCCGUCACCAACGCCUUCUGCUCGCAGUACUCCAGGGGCGUAUUUGCCAUUUUUGGCCUGUACGACAAGCGCUCAGUACACACACUGACGUCCUUCUGCGGGGCGCUGCACAUCUCUCUCAUCACACCCAGUUUCCCCAUAGAGGGCGAGAGUCAGUUUGUGCUGCAGUUGAGGCCGUCCAUACGAGGAGCUCUGCUUAGCAUCCUCGACCACUACGACUGGAACCGCUUCGUCUUCCUAUAUGACACGGAUCGGGGAUACUCCAUUCUCCAGGCUAUUAUGGAGAAAGCAGGUCAGAAUGGCUGGCAGGUCAGCGCCAUCUGCGUGGAGAACUUCAAUGACGCGAACUACCGGCAGCUCUUGGAAGACUUGGACCGCAGGCAGGAGAAAACAUUCGUUAUAGACCUGGAGCCAGAGCGACUCACCAACAUGCUGGAGCAGAUUGUGAGCGUUGGCAAGCAUGUCAAAGGCUACCAUUACAUCAUGGCAAAUUUGGGUUUUAAGGACAUCAAUCUGGAGCGUUUCAUGCAUGGUGGGGCAAAUGUGACAGGCUUUCAGCUGGUGGACUUCAGCAAUCCCAUGGUGAUUAAACUCCUGCAGCGCUGGAACAAACUGGACCAGAGAGAGUACCCUGGCUCAGACGUCCCUCCCAAGUACACCUCCGCUCUGACAUACGACGGAGUGAUGGUGAUGGCAGAAGCCUUCAGGAACCUGCGCAGGCAGAAAGUGGACAUCUCGCGCAGGGGCAAUGCAGGAGACUGCCUGGCAAACCCGGCAGCUCCCUGGAACCAAGGCAUCGACAUGGAGCGCACGCUCAAACAGGUCCGGCUCCAAGGAUUAACAGGAAAUGUCCAAUUUGACCACUACGGGCGCCGAGUCAACUACACUAUGGACGUGUUCGAGCUGAAAAGCAACGGCCCCAGACGAAUUGGCUACUGGAAUGACGCUGACAAGUUGGUCCUCAUCCAGGACCAAGCCUUACUUCCGAACGAAACAUCUGGAAUGGAGAACAGGACUGUGAUCGUGACGACUAUUAUGGAAGGCCCAUAUGUGAUGCUGAAGAAAAACUGGGAGAUGUACGAGGGUAAUGACAGGUAUGAAGGAUACUGUGUGGAUCUGGCGUCUGAGAUCGCCAAGCAUAUUGGCAUCAAAUACAAGAUCUCUAUCGUGCCGGACGGAAAGUACGGAGCUCGGGACCCAGACACGAAGAUCUGGAAUGGCAUGGUUGGGGAGCUGGUGUACGGGAAAGCGGAAAUCGCUGUGGCCCCAUUGACUAUUACGUUGGUCCGGGAGGAGGUCAUUGACUUCUCUAAGCCCUUCAUGAGCUUAGGCAUCUCCAUCAUGAUCAAAAAACCACAGAAGUCCAAACCUGGGGUUUUCUCCUUUCUGGACCCACUGGCCUACGAGAUCUGGAUGUGCAUCGUGUUCGCCUAUAUUGGCGUGAGCGUGGUGCUCUUCCUGGUCAGCCGCUUCAGCCCGUAUGAGUGGCAUACCGAGGAGCCCGAAGAGGGCACCGACGGUCCGCCCAGUGACCAGCCCCCCAAUGAGUUCGGCAUCUUCAACAGUCUCUGGUUCUCCCUAGGAGCUUUCAUGCAGCAGGGGUGUGACAUCUCACCCAGGUCUCUGUCCGGUCGUAUUGUGGGAGGCGUAUGGUGGUUCUUCACCUUAAUCAUCAUCUCUUCCUACACGGCCAACUUGGCUGCUUUCCUUACUGUAGAGAGAAUGGUGUCCCCCAUCGAGAGUGCCGAAGACCUGGCCAAGCAAACUGACAUAGCAUACGGUACUCUAGACUCAGGUUCCACCAAAGAGUUUUUCAGGAGGUCAAAAAUCGCUGUAUAUGAGAAAAUGUGGAGCUACAUGAAGUCAGCUGAGCCCACAGUGUUCACCAAGACCACAGCAGAGGGCGUGGGUCGGGUGAGGAAGUCCAAGGGGAAGUAUGCAUUCCUGCUGGAAUCCACAAUGAACGAGUACACUGAGCAGCGCAAGCCCUGCGACACCAUGAAGGUCGGAGGGAACCUGGACUCCAAAGGCUACGGAGUGGCUACGCCCAAGGGCUCACAGUUAAGAACUCCCGUAAACCUUGCCGUUUUGAAACUGAGUGAAUCAGGCAUCUUAGACAAGCUGAAAAACAAAUGGUGGUACGAUAAGGGCGAGUGUGGACCCAAGGACUCGGGAAGUAAGGACAAGAGCUCGCAGGCCCUGAGCCUCAGUAACGUGGCUGGGGUCUUCUACAUCCUGGUCGGGGGUCUGGGCCUGGCCAUGCUGGUUGCCCUCAUCGAGUUCUGCUACAAGUCACGAAAUGAGGCCAAGAGAAUGAAGCUGACCUUCACCGAAGCCAUGCGGAACAAGGCUCGGCUGUCGAUCACAGGCAGUGUGGGCGAGAACGGCCGUGUCCUGACCCCUGACUGCCCCAAGGCCGUGCACGCCGGCCCCUCCCUGCGUCAGAGCUCCGGGCUGGCUCUGGUCUCAUCCGACCUGCCGUGAAGACCAAAAACAUUCAAGUGCCUUAAAAAUCCCACUGACCCACAAAUCGAACCAACGCAAAAACAGCUCCGCUCACGAUCAGAGGAAUAAAUGGCCCACUUCAGUCACUCCAUACACUGAAAAUACGGAAAAAGGACUCAAAACUCCACUGUGUGGCCGUGAUGAGAUGUUUUCAGCCCAGCUGCUGAGAGACCUGUAUAAAGAACUUGCGUUCAAGCCGAGUAAAGAGGACCAGAGGACCAGAAAACUGUCAUUCAGAAACACACCCAGAACUUUCGGGGCAAAACUAAAGCAGAGACAUAAAUAUCAAUGAUAUAUUGAUAACUAAUAUGGGUUGUGCAGGAGGAUUUCAACUGUAAUGUGAAAAAUAAUCAUUCAAACAGUAUUAAUGAUAAAUACGUACUAAAAAACUGUGAAAAGCUCACGUAUAUUCUAAGAUCAUAACUAAAAAGAUUAUUUACACUGCUUUCUCUGUAAAUAGAACUAAAGACUGUACACACUCGCUUGCUUUUUAAACAUGUGUAAAUAGCCAGUUCUAUCGUGGACAAAAGUAUAAUUCUCUUUUUUUAAUUUCAUCUAGUUAGAAAAAUGCAAUAAAUGAUAGAAAAUUGUAAAGAAAUAUAAAAAAAACAGAUUUAUUUAUAUAGACAUACAGUAUAAAAAAAUCUAUAAACUGAAUUCAGUGGGCAUGUUAUCAACAUCAAGUACGUCCUCAAGCUGACACUCGGGGAAAGGCAGUUUUAUGGUAUAACUUAACCUGAACGCCCAUCCCCGAAGCCAUGCCCUGCUUACUCACUGUGCUGUUGUAGACCAUGGACCUUUACCGUAUAUUUAGAAGAAAAAAAGAAAUAAAAAUUUAUGUCAGGUUUGAAAUUUCCGUAUUUGCCUCAGAGCAACCAUGUGCUUAUGAAUCAGACAAGAUUAUGAGUUGGUGAACCCUUUUCAGAAAGUAAAAUAGGUAGAAAAGAUAUUGAAGACACUGUAUAGUCGAGAGCCGUGGUCAAGCCCAGCUUUGACCUUUUUGUUUUACAAAAACACUGUGUAACCUCAACCAGGCCUCGGGCAUGUUCUCCUCCAGAACCUGUAGCGGAGGAGAUGCCAUCAAGUGAAUAUGUCCAUGCUGGAUUUCCCUGGACAUUCGGACAUAAAGGACGUCCUCUAUGCUUCAGGGCACCUAAACGGGACACUAAAUGCUCAACUAAUUUCUGCUGAAGCUGGAAUAUUACCUUAGAAAGUGCAAUUUCAGGUCUCCUAAUCAUAAGCAACCACACCUACUGUAUACUUCAUCUCGAACUAGUUCUUUCUCUAAGUCUCUCAGUCUCAUCUUCUGUCUUGCACCCUCUAUCUUCCUCUCCCUCUCUUAUCUUCUCUCUUGCACUCAGACAGACUCCUAAAUCUAUUUAAUCUAUUUAAAAUAUUACAGUUGAAAUUAAAGUGUCACUUUCAAUUAAGUAUCAAAAGGGUUUUUAUGAUUGUAACUAUUUUUACAAAUUACAAUCCAUUGCCUAUACUUAAUAAAUUCACACACAAUUGUUGCAAAAAUAUUCAACAAAAGUACAUUUCAGUUUGGGUGUAUUCAUGGGUGAAAGGUUUUCACCUUUUUUUGAACUACUGAACUGUAGAGUUGUGUUUUUAAAUAAAUUGCACCCAAUUAGGCAAAAAGCAGUUUCCUUUCAGAUGUAGUAGGCUAGACGUUCCAGUAAAAAAAAAAAAAAAAAAAAAAAGCUACCUACUAAUGCAAGCUACCUGUACACGUGUGCACACACAUAUAUCCAUGCACACAGAAAAAAUGAGAUACAGCUAAACAGUGAAAAUUGUGUUACACUGAUCUUUGGUCUGUAGCUCUGUAAAGUUAAAACCAAUUUAGUGUUCUCCAUCAUCAAUUGUAAAUAUUUAUUUUGAUCAGUUUUUUUAGUAAAAAUACUAAUGCCAAAAAUUGUCCCUGAGUCUUUAUUAGAAAAAUCGGAUGAAUUCAGAUUUCUGUAAAUGAAGAUUGUGAACAACUUAGUCUGAAAUGUUUCU
Molecule: messenger RNA, 4865 nt
Organism: Clarias gariepinus (North African catfish)
Lineage: Eukaryota; Metazoa; Chordata; Actinopteri; Siluriformes; Clariidae
Gene: gria4b
Product: glutamate receptor, ionotropic, AMPA 4b
Exons: 16
Coding region: 129-2843 (904 amino acids)
Biological process (GO): synaptic transmission, glutamatergic; monoatomic ion transport; modulation of chemical synaptic transmission
Cellular component (GO): AMPA glutamate receptor complex; plasma membrane; postsynaptic membrane
Molecular function (GO): AMPA glutamate receptor activity; transmitter-gated monoatomic ion channel activity involved in regulation of postsynaptic membrane potential
Source: RefSeq, a predicted model, not a curated record